This is a messenger RNA of Glycine soja, 2001 nucleotides long. RefSeq names its product transmembrane protein 184B-like. The record is from RefSeq and is a predicted model, not a curated record. Lineage: Eukaryota; Viridiplantae; Streptophyta; Magnoliopsida; Fabales; Fabaceae. Gene Ontology annotation, molecular function: transporter activity. The transcript has 6 exons. Bases 320 to 1576 code for a protein of 418 amino acids. Gene Ontology annotation, biological process: transport.
UAUUUUUGUACCGUUGUGCAUGUUCCCACUGGGAAGAAUAGAAGGAAAAAGAAAGCGAGAAAUUGGGUACUUUGUCUCCCCUUCCGAUUCCAUCAUCGCCGCCAUUAUUCGGUGCCCGCUGCAUGCACCUUUCCUUUUUCUCUAAUCCCUAUCAUCCAACAUCUUCUCAGAUCUAAUCCUUUUCCCCUUCCAAAAUCAUACUCCGAUUGCGCCUAGGGUUCAGACUUCGAAUCACCGUUUUCUGUCAUGAAUUGGACUCCGUUAGCAGUACACCUCGCCUAUUCUUGCUGACGGAGGAGAUUCAAAAUUUGGCCGCAAAAUGGUUCCAAUCUUCUUGUACAUCGUCGCUUUCAUUUGCACGUGCGGAGCCAUUGCGUUGUCCUUGCUUCACAUUUAUAAGCACCUUCUCAAUUACACCGAGCCUACUUAUCAGCGCUUCAUUGUUCGGAUCGUUUUUAUGGUCCCGGUUUAUGCGUUGAUGUCAUUCUUGUCACUUGUUCUACCACAGGGUUCAAUCUAUUUUAAUUCAAUCCGGGAAAUCUAUGAAGCUUGGGUUAUUUAUAAUUUCCUAUCGCUAUGUCUUGAAUGGGUUGGUGGUCCUGGAUCAGUAGUCCUAAGUUUAACUGGACGGGUUCUCAAGCCAUCAUGGUUUUUGAUGACCUGUUGCUUACCUCCUCUGGCGCUUGAUGGGCGUUUUAUACGUAAAUGCAAGCAAGGGUGCUUGCAGUUUGUGAUUUUGAAGCCCAUUUUAGUUGUUGUUACACUUAUACUUUAUGCAAAGGGAAAAUAUAAGGAUGGAAAUUUCAGUCCAAAGCAAUCAUACUUGUAUCUUACAAUCAUCUAUACAUUCUCAUACACAAUGGCUCUCUAUGCUCUUGCUUUGUUUUAUGUGGCAUGCAAGGAUCUGCUUCAACCAUUCAAUCCAGUCCCAAAGUUUAUUAUAAUAAAAUCUGUUGUAUUCCUAACUUAUUGGCAGGGUGUCUUAGUUUUCCUUGCCGCAAAGUCGGAAUUUGUUAAGGAUGCAGAUGAAGCUGCUCUACUUCAAGAUUUUUUCAUUUGCGUUGAGAUGCUUGUUGCUGCUGUUGGCCACUUUUAUGCAUUUCCAUACAAAGAGUACGCUGGGGCUAACAUAGGUGGAUCCCGUGGGUUGACAGCUAGCCUUGCUCAUGCUUUAAAGUUAAAUGACUUUUACCAUGAUACCGUCCACCAGUUUGCACCAACAUACCAUGAUUAUGUUCUCUACAACCACGGUGGUGAAGGUGAAGAGGGAACUAGGAAGUAUAGAUCACGAACUUUUGUUCCAAUUGGCCCAGAGAUGGACACAGUGAGAAGAAAUAAACAUUUGUUUGGAAGCAAGGCAGAUGACGUACAGAUCUCAAGUUUUUCUUCAAAUAGUAGCUCUCCCUCAAAUUCUGGUCCCAUCUCUGAUGUUCCACAUUCUGGUGCAAUGAAAUCUUCCUUACUUGUGGAUGUGUCAAAUUCUUUGUCUGUGCCAUACGAUAUGACACUUAUUGACUUGGAUGCAUCCAAUUAUCCUGAAAAAGUUCCAGCAGCUGAUAAAGCCGGUACUAGGUGACAAUGAGGAACAUUCAGAGCCAAGUUAGUGGGAAAAUUGUCAUUGUUGAAGAGAGGAGAGUAAUAGGGGCAUCCUACAUCUUUCUCUUCUAGGAGAGAAUUAUGAGUAAAGUGUGGUUUGUUUGAUUCCAGGAAAGCCUGUAGGCAGGUCUGGCUCUUACGUCUGUGUCAAUGUUGCUUAAAAGCCCUAAUCUCUCCCAAGUCCCUACUAAACCAAUCAUCUUGAUAAUUGGUCUUCAGUCUUGAUAUUGUAAUUGUCUCCACUGAUUGCGUAUCGUGUGCACAUUGUAGAUAUAGAAAUGGUUGGCUAACUUCAAACUCAACAGCUCCUGAGUGAAUUUCGAUUAGAACUCAAUUAAGUAAUUGAUCGGUUAUCUUCUUCUCCGCACCUUGAAUCAAUACCCAUCACUGUUGGAUUUCAUAGAA